CGCAAAUCUUCCAAAGGGUAAAAUAAAGAAAUUUAUUAUGAAUUCGUUGAAAACGUUAAAGCCAGAAUGCUUUUUGAAGACAUUUUUAGUAGUGAUAGCUAUACAAACUGUAUUGGCAAGGCCGUCGACUUACAGAAACGGGAACUAUGAACUACAUGACAAAAUACCCAUUCUGGAAGAAGACAUAAAAAGAGGGGCGGAGUUUCAACAAGCCAUGCACAAGUUCCUUCAUGACAACGAACAUAAAGAAUUGCGCAAAAUGCUAAAACUUGCUAUACGAUUUCUUGAUAACGAAGAUUAUCAUAAUGACGAACUUGAAGUUACAGGGAACAUGUUGUCAUCUGAAAUGCCAUUUUACUUUGAUCAUGUCAAGUCAUUGGUCAAUGGGGAGGCUUCAAAUCUUAAACGGCGUGUUCAUCGAAAACGUAGCUCUUUCGACUCUAUUGGACAUCGCGGUGGACUUAGUGGAUUAGGAGGAUCCUACACACGAAGGAAACUCGAGUUUACAUUUGAAAAUCUUCUGCCAUAUCUGAUAGAGCACAUGAGAAGAAAUGGUAGAGAUAUUUCAGAUGUUGACUAUUAGUACGUGGAUUAUAAAAACAUUAAACGUCAAGAAGAACAAUAAUGUGUGGAUAAAUUACAGGUGUUAAAUCGAGCGUGACUUUUGAAAGCGGCAGUGUUUCAAUGAUUAUUUUCAAGUGGAAAAUAAACGAGAUAUGUAGAAAAGUUAUCAUUUACCCUAAGAUUCAACAUAUCUGUCAACCAAGGAGAUGAGAUACGUACUGUUAUUAUCUGUUAUCGAAUUAUUUCAGUAAUUUAAUUGUCAUUCUCUGGUCUGAGAACACAUACACGCAUGUGUAUUACUCGCACUUAUUUCUAAUUUUCAUACCAUACCAAUGUCAUACCAACGCUCAUUGUCCGAAACCUGCACUUAAAUAUUCGGUCUGUUUCAUACCGAGAAUUGUUGAUGUCUUUCUUUAUACAUGUGUUUUUAUUUAAAAUUGCUUUUUUUCUGUUUUAUGUUAACAAGAAGUAUUGAGAGUUUUAAUGUUAUUUAUAUGUGAUAGUCAAAUCUUGCUUACUUGUCUGCAAAUUUCACGUUGCUAUAUAAUGUUGCUGAUAAUGUUGCUGUUUAUUAAUAAAUUGAAACAAAAUCCGAUGUUUUUUUUGCAUAGCAAACGGGGAUUUCUGAUGAUUUCACCGCAGCUGGAAAAUGGGGUGUAAGAUGACUCUCGUGCUGUAAAUGACGUAUAACGAACUACAUAUGUACAGAAGAUGUGUGUAAUAAUAAUAAUGUUUUUCGUAAAACGGGAUAAAACUUAAAUACCUUGAUAGUUCAUCUUUGUUCCUUAUAACAUAUUUCUCGAUUCAAAAAACGUAAUUUUAAGGAAAUAAUAUAACGUUUCAUUGUAGAUGAUAAAACAAAACCGGAACUCUUGUGUUGUUUUCGUUUCUGUAACGUCAUGACGUACUUCCUGUUUACGGACGUAAGGUUCCCGC
Mercenaria mercenaria is the source of this 1500-nucleotide messenger RNA. RefSeq lists its product as uncharacterized. The transcript has 2 exons. The coding region runs from base 38 to 583 and encodes 181 amino acids. The record is from RefSeq and is a predicted model, not a curated record. NCBI's taxonomy places the organism in Eukaryota, Metazoa, Mollusca, Bivalvia, Venerida, Veneridae.